This is a messenger RNA of Lingula anatina, 2167 nucleotides long. RefSeq names its product very long chain fatty acid elongase 4. Gene Ontology annotation, molecular function: fatty acid elongase activity. Gene Ontology annotation, biological process: fatty acid elongation, monounsaturated fatty acid; very long-chain fatty acid biosynthetic process; fatty acid elongation, polyunsaturated fatty acid. The record is from RefSeq and is a predicted model, not a curated record. NCBI's taxonomy places the organism in Eukaryota, Metazoa, Brachiopoda, Lingulata, Lingulida, Lingulidae. Gene Ontology annotation, cellular component: endoplasmic reticulum membrane.
GUCAAAUAUAGGAGCACUUACCGGUGUUGGAGCCAGACUUAAAGAUUGUUGGUGGCAACGAACGAGUGCUCUAACUAUCCAAAUGCAUCUAUAAUUCUGUUACCUUGAAGUUUAGGGCUUGAACCAGAAUUAUGAUUGAAGUGGUAACAGACACGUUUAACCAUCUCUAUGAAGGUUACCUAUGGACUUUAUCUAUUGCAGAUGAACGAGUUGCUGACUGGCUUCUUAUGCAGUCACCUCUUCCAACUUUGGGAUUAGUCGUUUUAUACUUAUUCUCAAUAUGGAGUGGUAUGAAAAUAAUGAAAAAUAGAGAACCUUUCCAGUUAAGAUGGGCUAUAUUUUCAUACAACCUAGCUUUGGUUAUACUAAACUGGCACAUAUGCUCAGAGCUUUUUAGUGCCUCCUGGAAAUUGAAUUAUAGCUACUCAUGUCAAACAGUAAAUUAUUCAUAUGACCCAGAUGAAAUGAGGAUAGCUAAAGCCCUUUGGUGGUAUUAUUUCUCAAAGUGCAUUGAAUUCCUAGAUACCAUCUUCUUUGUCCUGAGGAAGAAGAACAAUCAAGUAUCAUUUUUGCAUGUAUACCAUCAUGCCACCAUGUUUCCAAUAUGGUGGAUCGGUGUAAAAUGGGUUGCAGGAGGUCAAUCAUUCAUGGGUGCAAUGAUCAAUUCAUUUAUCCAUGUAGUAAUGUACACAUAUUAUGGAGUUGCAGCCCUAGGUCCAGAGUACCAGAAGUACUUAUGGUGGAAGAAGUAUCUCACCAAACUACAGCUGAUACAGUUUGUGGUCGGCAUGGCCCAUGCAGCACAGUCACUGCUCCUACAGUGCCCAUUCCCCUUGUGGAUGCAGGUGGCAUUGAUUCUCUAUGGAGGCUCAAUUUUGGGCCUUUUCCUCAACUUCUAUUUCCAUGCCUAUAUCAAAUCCAAACGAGAUAAGCAGUAUAAAACCCUGCAUACAAAUGGAAAGGGAGACACUAAUGAAGGACAUAUAAAUCAAAAUGGUCACAGUACAAAUGGACACGUGAAGAAUGGAUAUAUCAAGAAUGGACAUAUGGCAUCAAAAAAAGAACAGUAGAAUGUCACUUUUGUGAAGUAUUCUUUAUGUUCUAGCUGACUGUAGGCUGCAGUAUUGUAUACCCAUAAAGAUUUUUUUCAUAGUGAAUGCAAGUUCUAAAGUUCAGGAACUCUUGCAUGUUAUUUUAAGCAGUGAUAUCUGUGCACAACUCAGUCAAGUACAUGAUCAACUUUAUGUGAACAAUUGCAGCCUCUACAUUAUGAAAUAUUUGUUGUUAAUUGAUAUAAAACUAGUUUUAUUUUUUUUGUAAGCAAUAAUUAUUUUUAAAUAUUAGUGGAUAGCAUGAUUUCUUUUUUAUGUGAAUGGAAAAUCCUGUUUUUAAAACUUCUUGCGGUAUGUUUCAUCUUCCUGUUCAUGACUUUGCUUUUGAGAUGAGUAGGUGAAAUAAAGGGCCCAGUGUGUCAGUGUAUGAAGUCUUCAAAUAACAUACAUGUCUUCAUGUAUGUAAGCAACUUUGUCAAUUCUGUGAACAGAUUAUCUAGUCUAUUGAACAAUUAUCUUGUAUGAUAUUUUUUAUGAUGUUAAAUGCAAGCAAACAAAAUCUUUGGCAGUUACCUUUGUCUCAGUGCAAUUCAUGAUUAAAACAGAGAUGCACUCAGAGAGGCCAGACCUCCAUCAAGGUAGCUCAGUUCUCAUUAUUUACUAAUUUUAAUUAAUCAAUUAAAAUUAAAUAAUGGAUCAAUGGAAUCAAAGCAGUUGUAAGUUUGGUACUCUCUGACUUUUCUGGAAAUUUUAAUUAAAAUCUGCCCGUAUCCUUUUGAGUUAACUUACCAACAAAGGCAAAAAUAUAACCUCCUUGACAGAGGUAACAAUGGUAGUUAAAACUUUUGUUGUUUGCAAUUGUCAAUAAAUUUUGUCAUACAAUUGUUCAUACCAAGUGCAUUAUGUCAGCAUUUUUUUGUUAUCAAUUUAUUUAGAAACUUACAAUGUUAAAUAUGGCCAAGGAUAUCAUGCCAAGAAUGCACAACCUAUUUGUAUUGCAUUGUUAAAAAGUUCUUAGAUGUACAUUCCAGUUUUGUAACAUGAGCAUUUUCUUGUAUUGAUAUAAUACAUGUAUUUUUUUGUCAUAUUUAAUAAAUAUUAAGAAAUGAAUUAGA